GCUUUUCGUUUCCGAGAACUCAUUUUGCAGCCUCUGCAAAAAACAACUUAAAAGACCAGCGCCGCCGAUCCGCCGCAUCUCCCGCCGGCGGCCGGAGUCCUCUACUCCCCUUCCCCGAGGCCUGGUCAUCCACGACCUCGUCACUCCGCUGCCCAGACCAGCGCCAGCGGCGCCAGGUCAAACUCCAAAACCCCAAGCCUUCCCCAAUGCUCCCCCACCCCUCCUCCUUCUCCGCAAGUCAACCCCAACCGCCCCACGCCCAUGGCUCCCUCCCCUCCCCUCCUCCUCCUCCUCCUGGUGCUCACCGGCCUCGGCCUCGCCGCCGCCCAGCCUGAAGGUCCUUUCCCGCCGUUUCAGCAGCAGCGCUCUACCAACGCCGCCGACGCGGCUGCGCUGCGCGCGGUGUUCCAACAGUGGGGUCUCGCGGCGGCGGCUGGUGCGCCGGAGGAGGACCCGUGCCAGAAGCGGGUCUGGCUCCAGUCCUUCGCGACGAACGCGUCCAUCGACUGCGGCUGCGACGCCGCGAACGGCGAGUGCCGCAUCACGCACCUGAAUGUGACUGGCUUCUGGAACAUCAGUGUGAUCCCGCCGGCGCUCUUCAACUUGACGGAGCUGGUCUCUCUGGAUUUGAGCAAUAACAACUUAAGUGGUUCAAUACCUCCAGAAGUUUCCAAUCUCUCCAAACUGGAAACAUGGCACUUCAACAACAACAAACUUAGUGGGCCUUUUCCUAAUGAAUCUUCACGCUUAGGGAGUCUUCAGUCCCUGUGGAUGUUCGAUAAUUACAUUGAAGGACUACUUCCAGAAUUUAUUGCGAACUUUACCAAUCUCACAGACCUGAGAAUAUAUGGGAUGAAACUUCGAGGACCUAUUCCCAAAAAUUUCUCUAAUUUGAUCAAUCUGGAAAAACUGAUGCUUGGUGAUCUUGAUGGUGGAAAUUCUACUUUUAAUUUCAUAGCAGAUUGGGCAAAUCUUUCAACAUUAUCACUGAGAAAAUGCGGAAUCAUUGACCAGUUGCCUAGUACUCCCCCAAAAUUACCCAAGCUAACGUACUUAGAUUUGAGAUCAAACAACUUAUCAGGCUCAAUUCAACAAUUGCUUCCCUAUAGGAGUUCACGCUACCUAUAUGUGGGUGAAAACAACUUUAGUGGACAGCUGCCUUCUGAAAUUGUUCAGUCAUCACUUGCUUUGGACAUUUCAUAUAAUCCUUUACUUAAUGGAAGCCUUCCUAAUAUUCCUGCUGAUCGGAAGUGGCCAAUAAAUUAUAUCGGAACCUCAAUUGAUGCAAGCAGAACAAUUAACAGUGAGAACCUUACUCUCCUGAACUGUCUCGGCAUGAAAGAAUGCAACAGAACAUCUUACACUAAUCCUAUAACUUCCUUCGCUGUAAACUGUGGUGGCAAGCAAAAGACCUAUCAAGAUUCAUUGCCAAUUACGUUCUCCGAUGACACCAGUAACCUUGGAGCAGCAGGCAUCCAUGUUGAUACUGACAAGCAAUGGGUAGUUAGUCAUGUGGGUUCUGAUCCUGUUGUUAGUGAAUCUCCUGGCAUUGUAAAUACAAAUCAAGGUUUUCUUGGAGUAGACAUGCCUGAGCUCUAUCAAACAGCAAGGACGUCAAGAAGUGCUUUGUCGUACUAUGUGGUUGGUUUGUCUAAUGGAAAAUAUACAGUUCAACUCUUCUUUGCGGAGAUUGUUAUUGACAGUCAAUUAAAUCAUGGUCCAGGAAGGCGUUUAUUUAACAUUGAUAUUCAGGAUCAAAACAUCAAGACAGAUUUUGACAUCACUAAGGAAGCAGGUGGUUUCAGAAGACCCAUGAACAUAACUUAUGAAGUAACAGUGGAUAACCCUGUACUUAAGAUACAUCUGUAUUGGAAUGGACGAGGUACAUGCUGUAUUCCAUAUGAAGGUGCCUAUGGGCCUCUGGUGUCAGCAAUAAGAGUUUUCCGCCCCAAAAAUCCAAACAACAUCCCCCCACCCACGCCACCACGUUCAGCGCGGCCAGACAACAAGCGAAGAGGAGUGGUUGUAGGCAUCGCAGCCCUGUGUAUAGCGAUGGCGGUGAUAUCUUCGUCCGUCGCCUACCUCUGGUGGAAAUGGGUUUCACUUGUGAAGCAUCCAAACGCAUGACGGUUUCAAGUGUGCAUAGCAGGCGAAUGAGCCUCUGAUACUGUAUCAUGUAUAUUCAUAUACGUGCGCUGAGCUUUCUUGGGUUGGGGCACGGAGCCUGUACAGGAAACCUACCUGCGUAGCGUGAAGAGGAGAAACACAUUGAUGUACAGUUCGGUUUGCGUUCAGGAUCUUAGGUCUAUAGCUUCCUUUUGUUUUUUUUCAAUCUUUGAUUGUAAUCUCUUAAGAACAUACUGAAGUCAUCCCAGGUUUUGUUUUUAUAUAUUGCAUCCAUGUUCAUUUGUUUAUUGAAGCUCAUUUUUCUUGUA
Molecule: messenger RNA, 2435 nt
Organism: Brachypodium distachyon (stiff brome)
Lineage: Eukaryota; Viridiplantae; Streptophyta; Magnoliopsida; Poales; Poaceae
Product: probable LRR receptor-like serine/threonine-protein kinase At1g56140
Exons: 17
Coding region: 262-2127 (621 amino acids)
Molecular function (GO): protein binding
Source: RefSeq, a predicted model, not a curated record